GCAGCCUAUAGUUGCACUAACCAGCCGAAAGCAUCGCGAUAAAUCAGUGGCAGCACAGAAAAGUUGAGCAAGUUGAGCUAGUCGAACCAGAUUAUGCGCCCUGACGCACCCGUGGAACAGCAGCGAUGGGAGCUUCACAGACGCGCACCGAGAAGUACCAGGAUCUGGCGGAUAAAACUGGAUUUUCACUGGAGCAGAUUGAAAACCUUCACAAAAGAUUCCAGCGGCUGAGUGAUAAUGAAGAGACAAUAAGUAGAGAACAAUUGGACAGCAUACCGUCCCUUGCUAACAACCCAAUCAGAAAGCAAAUUAUUGAAGCAUUCUUCGAUAAAAGGAACCAGCAUCAGAAUGAGGUGGGCUCCUGCGAGGAGAUUGGCUUCGAGCAGUUCCUCAUGGUCAUGUCCCACUUCCGCCCUCCAUCCUUGAAGACAACAGAGGAGGAGAAGGAAGCUAUGAGAAAAGAGAAGCUUCACUUCCUGUUCAACAUGCACGACACAGACAAUGAUGGCACCAUCACUCUGGUGGAGUACAGGAAGGUAGUAGAGGAGCUUCUGUCAAAGAGUGGAGACAUCGAGCAGGAAACUGUCAAGGCGAUAGCAGAUGCCGCCAUGUUGGAAGUGGCGAGCACAAAUGUGCCCCACAUGGCCCCAGAUGAGUUCUAUGAAGGAAUUACGUUUGAGCAUUUUCAACAGAUUUUAAAAGGGCUUGAAAUGGAGACCAGGAUGCACAUUCGCUUUUUGGAUGUAGACACACCAACAUUGCGUUGUGGGAAAUCAAGCUCUUGAAGUUGUUCCUGUAAAGAAAUGUUUAUGUUGCUGCAGUUUUUAGCAGAGUCUCUCCAGUCCUUAAAUGGAAUAAAGCCAAAUACUUGAUGUGCACUAAUAUAUUUCUGGGUGUAGGAAAAUAAUUAUAGACCUAUUACCAUGUAAGAAGAGUUUUAUACGAAUUAGACUGACAAUGUGGUUGAAGUGUUUAUUAAAUUUUAAAGCAGUGUGAUCCUACAAGUAGUAAGUGUCACAUAUUCAAUAUAAAAAUGUGUUUCCCAUAUUUUGCCACACUGCCACUAUUCAUUGUUAUCAAGUUUUAAACUAACACACUACCUCUCCAGCUAUUCUCCAAAACUUCAUCUAACCAGCAUGUAAUGUGAAGGGUGCUUUGUACUUUAAUCAAAAGGUCCAUGUGGUAGAUAAAGUCAGUCAUGCUCAGGGCUGCUCUGGCAUCCAUGGGUCCUCAGUCAGGGCCAACAUCCAAAGAGUGAGACUGCAGGCACAUACCAUUCCUCUGCAGCUCCAGAAUACUUACAGGUUUAAUUUCUGAGCCUGUGAGUCUGUGUAACCAACCACUGCUGUUCUGCCUUUGAAAAUCUACUAUUUUUGACCACUGCCGAGUAAAUCUAACCCUUUCCUUGAGAUACAUUAUUACUGAUUUUGUACUGAAUUGUAUUAAUGAAAGAAAUCAAUUAAAGACCACAUGAUAAAACCAA
Perca fluviatilis (European perch) is the source of this 1483-nucleotide messenger RNA. RefSeq names its product tescalcin a (gene tesca). Gene Ontology annotation, molecular function: calcium ion binding. The coding region runs from base 126 to 785 and encodes 219 amino acids. The transcript is spliced from 8 exons. NCBI's taxonomy places the organism in Eukaryota, Metazoa, Chordata, Actinopteri, Perciformes, Percidae. The record is from RefSeq and is a predicted model, not a curated record.